This is a messenger RNA of Trichoplax adhaerens, 837 nucleotides long. RefSeq lists its product as uncharacterized. The record is from RefSeq and is a predicted model, not a curated record. Lineage: Eukaryota; Metazoa; Placozoa; Uniplacotomia; Trichoplacea; Trichoplacidae. Bases 1 to 837 code for a protein of 278 amino acids. Gene Ontology annotation, cellular component: membrane. The transcript has 5 exons.
AUGGUGCAAAACAUGCCGCAAACCCAAAUUAUGGAGCAACCGCCAGAGCCUCAUCAGCAAUCGCAAAUGCUUGCAAGUCCUUACAUUAUUAAUCAGGGCUAUGGCGGAUCUGUAUCCAGAGUCCUACCGCAAAGCAUUCAAAUCCGUAUCCGCACCGUAGGCUUAUUUAUGUUGAUUUUGGGUCUACUUUCAUUAAUUCUAGGUGUUAUUGGGUUUUUUCUUGAUGGAUAUACUAUCUAUGACGAUACCCCCUCAUUUUCUAUUAUUUGUAAUGUACGAGCUUACGUGUACCUUGGAACCAACAUAUGGUGUGGAUUUAUUUAUGCUCUCAGUGGAGUAUUUUCUCUCCUAUCCAAUCAAUUCAGGGAUAAUGCUCAUCUGAUGAAUACUUUUUAUGCUUUCAGUAUUAUCAGUUUUAUUAUGUCUUUGGCUCAUUUUGGCUUAAGCUUCGGGCUAAUGUUUCAUGAUGGACAGCAUUGUAUCUUAUGGUAUAAUGCUGUUUCUAUGCUGAUAUCUAUUGGUAGUUUUGCUCUCUCUCUCGUUGUCAUGAUUGUACUUGGCCAUCAAAUAUAUUGCAGAUCUAAUCUUCGGAAUGCGAUUUCAGUUCAUUAUAUGACUGGCCAUCAACUUGUUGCUUUCGGCCAACCAGUACCAAUGGGAGUCGCUUAUUCCGCUGGGCAACCUGUUUAUGUCCAAACAACACCUAAUCUACAGUAUACAACUGAGAUGAACCGGGCUGCAAUCUUUCCACCACAGCAACCGCCACCUCAAUAUGAUCAAUUGGUAGCAAUAAAUCGAAACGAUAAUUCGAAGGAAACAGAGAAUAUCAUCGGCUAA